This is a messenger RNA of Anopheles nili, 1752 nucleotides long. RefSeq lists its product as uncharacterized. The record is from RefSeq and is a predicted model, not a curated record. The transcript has 5 exons. The coding region runs from base 1 to 1752 and encodes 583 amino acids. NCBI's taxonomy places the organism in Eukaryota, Metazoa, Arthropoda, Insecta, Diptera, Culicidae.
AUGUGGACUAAAUCGAUUAAUAUCGAGGUGAUAGUUAUUUGCUUACUGUCGAUCAUUCCAUGGCCGGGUCCGAGCGUGUUCAAGAUAUCAUGCUCGCGCGAAAGUUCGCGCGUCGUGCGCAAAAUAGUGCACUCGCGCUGGCUGCCCAUACUGGAGAAGUACCAGGUGAAGUUGCCCCUCGAGUGUCCGUUUCAUCCGCUUCGCGACAUCUUCGGACCGCAGCAGAGCGCCAAAAAGCAGCACAGACCGAGCCAGUGGACGUGUGGUUUCUGUGGCAAAAGCUUCUUCGAGGAGAAGCACCUCGACAUGCACUUCGAGAAUCGGCAUCGGACCAACAUCAACACGGCCGAGGAUGCCGUCUGUUUGGCGGACUACUGCGACAUGAUGCGCUGUGACGUGUUGAUCGCGAAGGAUGCGACCCUUGCGUUUGGCAGCGAUCCUAAUGCGGUCACAACGGACAUCGAGGUUUGGAGUGAGGCAACCGCUUACCGGACGGCAUUGACCACUUCCGGGACGCGAGAUCUGGCCAAGGUGCCGGAAAGAAAGUCCCUACUGCCCAAGAUGCUGCAGACCAUCCGAGAUGACGUGUUUCGAAAUCGGCAACCCCAACCAGCCGUAACGUCUGUGGUGGGUGCGAAGGGCGCGGGCAAUUGCGAUAAGAGUGAUGGAACUAAGCGAACGAAGCGCAGUGGAGGUAAAGCUGCUGGAGGUGUUAAAGGAGGACGCACUGAACUGCAGCAGGACGAUGAAGAGGAUGACGAAGAGGACGAUGAAGAGGAAGACGACGAAGAGGAGGAGGAAGAAGAAUCGGAAAACGACAGCAACGCAACCUCGCAGUGUGAGCAAAACCUAGUCGAUUCUUCGCUACCACCCGUGGACCGGAAGCAGCAGCGUCUUUCGGAAAUGCAGCGCAUGAAAGCAAACUGCAACGCGGACGAGAUCGGUCUGCUGAAGACGCGCUGUGAAGUGUUGGUGCGGCACUGUAUCGUCGGGUUGCUGGUGCAGCUUUCGCACGAGGACUUCCGGAACAUGGAGGAAGAGCUGAACCGGGCCGUUUGCUGGUAUUUGACGUGUGAGCGAUACUGGGAGGAUGGUCCGCUCGAGCAGCGACCCUUUCCGUGGGGUCUCGUGUUCGUGCUCGUCAUGGUGCUCUCGAUGGGCGUUUGCCUUUGCUACUACAUCAUCUGGAUACUGUUCGACAGCGAUGAUUUUAGUCCGUCAGGCAGCAGCCAGCUGGGGGCGCACCAUCCGAGCACCGCACAUGGCCAUCAUCUUCACCACGGGCGGCACUAUCUGCAGCCAGGAUCGUCCACCGGCAUCUAUCGGUUGCAGGAUGGCGGCCAUUCUGCGAUCAGCCUAAACAAUCUCGGUGCCAGUUCCGGCGGAAACGAUAUCCAGCAUACGCCCCAGAUUCACGCCUCACCCGGACCACCAGGUGGAUCGGCCGCCAUGCUCUACACCACGGCCGAAGAUGGCUACGGAUAUGCGGCUGGUUCCGCUGCUGGAGCCACACAGAUGAUGCCACCGGGUGAUCUGACUGCGACCAGUUCGAGCGGUACCGCCGGAAGCGGUCUAACGGGAGCUGCAGGACCACUGGCAUCCGCCGGAGGUGGCGAGUUCGGUGAGCUUGGCCAAAGCGAACACUACAUUUACGUGACGUAUCCACCGGAACUGAAGCGACGGCUGCUGGAAAGGUACGGUAGAGACAUCUAUAUGCAGCUGUUGCGCAAGGAUGUGUACGAUUACUACUAG